Messenger RNA from Doryrhamphus excisus (bluestripe pipefish), 4323 nucleotides. RefSeq names its product mitogen-activated protein kinase kinase kinase 5. The record is from RefSeq and is a predicted model, not a curated record. Gene Ontology annotation, molecular function: ATP binding; MAP kinase kinase kinase activity. Gene Ontology annotation, biological process: MAPK cascade; cellular response to stress; protein phosphorylation. NCBI's taxonomy places the organism in Eukaryota, Metazoa, Chordata, Actinopteri, Syngnathiformes, Syngnathidae.
AACCACACACUGUCUACACGAGACAGGACGCCCGUUCGUCUACUUUUAACGUAAAAGUAUUUUUUUUAAUUAAAGGGCAAAAUGUACACGACGGAGCGCAGGCGGAUGAGCCUCCGCGAGACAAGGAGGCGGGACAACGAUUGGUUGUCGUCGGCUGGAAGUUUGUGGCAGGACCCGCUGGCCAUAGAGCUCAGCUCUCGAAACACCAAGCAGCACGUCGUCUCGCCGAGGAGCCGCGGCCGCCCAGUGACGGUGGUCUACAUCGCCAACGAGGAGGCGGCGGUGGUGGCGUCUUCCCCAGCCGAAGGGAACUUGCCUCUGGCGUGUCUAAAGGAAGCGUGCUCGGAGACCCGCGCCACCUUUAAAAGUAUCCCGUUUGAGAGGAUCUCCAUGGCGACCACAGACGUCCUAGAUAGUUUCUACAAUGCUGACGUUGCCGUGUUUGAGAUGAGUGACUCUUUCUGCCAGCCUUCCCUCUUCUACCACCUGGGAGUGAGAGAAAGUUUCAGCAUGACAAACAACAUCAUCCUGUAUCACUACAAAGACGACACAGACGUGCAAGCUGUCAAGGAGCAGUGUGGAAGUUAUACAUUCCUCCCUUACGUGGUGACGCCUCAGAGCAAGGCGUUUGCCUGUGAUGGCGGCGUGAUGACCGGCAUCAAAGAGCUGAUGCAGCCUAGCUUCCAACUGGACUCUCUGCUCACACCUCUGGUGGACAGACUGGUUUACAUGCUCAACAACGUACACGUGCAGUCCAGCGAGUACUUCCGUGAGUCCAUCAGGCACGACAUCCGCAUGGCUAGGGAGCGGUAUAGUGGUCAAGCCUUGAGCGAGGAGCUGAGCCGCAUCCAGAAGCGUCUGGACAGCGUGGAGCUGCUCACGCCUGACAUUGUCGUCAAUUUGCUGCUGUCCUACAGGGACAUCCAGAACUACGAUGCUAUGAUCAAACUGGUGGAGAUGCUGAACAACUUACCUAUGUGUCUCGUGGCGAAACAUCACAAUAUCAAGUUUCACUACAUAUUUGCUCUAAACAGGAGGAAUCAGCCAGGGGAUCGAGUAAAAGCUUUGGAGGAAAUCCUUCCCAUCGUGGAAUCGGGAGGCAGAGUGGUAUCGGAUGUCUACUGCCUGUGCGGUCGCAUCUACAAAGACAUGUUCAUCACCUCAGGCUUCACUGACCAGCACUGCAGAGAUCAGGCCUGUUAUUGGUAUGGAAAAGCCUUUGAGACGGAGCACACGCUUCACUCAGGCAUCAACAAUGUGGUCCUUCUCAUGGCGGCGGGACACGAGUUUGACACCUCCAUUGAGCUGCGCAAAAUAGGUGUGGCCAUAAGCACUCUGCUGGGCCGUAAGGGCAGCUUAGAGAAGAUGAAGGACUACUGGGAUGUGGGCUUCUACCUCGGCGCCAACAUCCUGGCUAAUGCACACAGGAAAGUCAUCGAGGCUUCAGAGAAACUCUACAAGCUAAAAGCUCCGAUAUGGUACGUGGCAUCCGUGAUGGAGACCUACAUUCUGUACCGACAGUUUGCCAAGCCUCCUGAGGUGAGGCCUCCCAAGCAGGACACAUUGGACUUCUGGAUGGAGCUUCUGUUGCAGUACUGCAAACCCAAAGUCUGCACUGACCAAUGCCCGGUGCUCAUUCUGGAGCCCAGUAAAGUCCUUCAGCCUGCUAGCGUGUCUGUGAGUGAUGGGGAUGAAAGCUGCACUGUCCAGUUGAAGCACGUCACCCCGUUUAAGCAGAAAGGCUUACAUCAGUGGACUUUCCCAGCUGCUGCAAUCCGGGGAGUGAGUGUGUCAAAGAUCGAUGAGCGGAGCUGCUUUCUGUAUGUCCACUACAACUCUGAUGACUUCCAGCUUUGCUUCCCCUCUGAGCUCCACUGCAAAGGUUUCUGUGACAUGGUCAACUCUCUGCUCCAUCAGGCUGAAGAUGCCUCUCAGGACCUCAGCCAUGUCACUGAAGGAAUACUCGAGUACGUCUAUGAGACCAACGAGAAUGGCGACAAAGUGGUUCUCGGCAAAGGGACGUACGGCGUAGUGUAUGCUGGGAGGGACAUGAGCAACCAAGUACGCAUCGCCAUCAAGGAGAUCCCAGAGAAGGACAGCACUUAUUCCCAGCCUCUCCACGAGGAGAUCCGGCUUCACAAGAGGCUGAAGCACAGGAAUAUUGUCCAGUACCUGGGCUCCGUCAGUCAGGACGGUUUCAUCAAGAUCUUCAUGGAAGAAGUACCAGGAGGAAGUUUGUCAUCCCUGCUGCGCUCCAAGUGGGGUCCUCUGAAGGACAACGAGGCCACCAUCAUCUUCUACACCAAGCAGAUCCUGGAGGGGCUCAGAUAUCUCCAUGACAACCAGAUAGUUCACAGAGACAUCAAGGGUGACAAUGUGCUGAUCAACACUUAUAGUGGCGUUUUAAAGAUCUCCGACUUUGGAACCUCCAAGAGGUUAGCUGGGAUCAACCCCUGCACGGAGACGUUUGCUGGAACUCUUCAGUAUAUGGCGCCAGAGAUUAUAGACCAAGGGCCUCGGGGGUACGGCAAGCCGGCUGACAUAUGGUCCCUGGGGUGCACCAUCAUCGAAAUGGCAACAGGCAAAACCCCCUUUCAUGAGCUGGGAAGUCCACAGGCAGCCAUGUUCAAGGUUGGGAUGUUUAAGAUCCACCCCAAGGUACCAGAGAGUAUGUCAGACAAGGCCAAGAGCUUCAUCAUGAACUGUUUCGUGCCCGAUCCAGACGACCGGGCCACAGCCACCGAUCUGCUCAUAGACACCUUCCUCAGUUCGGCUCCCAGGAAGAAGAACAGGCCGAUGCAGGAUUCUGACCCUGAAGACGUUUCUGCUGGCGACUACCAGCGCAGCCUAUCAGUGCCAGUCUCCAUCCUGGUGGAGGACACAGACUCAUACUCGGAUUCGAUAGACUUGUCCUGCUCCCUGGACUUCAGGAGUACACAGUCCGCUUUCAGAGCACACAUCUCUGAGAGCCCACCCAUCAACGGACAAUUCCUGCCCGUCCCGGAAGAGUCCCCUCUGGACAUGAGCAGCCCCGCGUCCACAGACGAAAACAUCGGUCUGUUCAUGCUGAGGAAGGACAGUGAGAGGAGAGCCACGCUGCACCGAGUGCUCACUGACUACAUCUCCAACGUUGUGGCCAACAUACAGGAAGCCGUGCCUCAGUACGGUGAGGGCUCUUCGCUGACGGAGGAACACAUCACUAAGCUCAUCUGCUGUUUGCGAGACAACAUCUGCUCCCCAGACAGGAAGCAGCUGACCAGCAAUCUGCUGGACCUCAGAGCAACACUACUUUCCACCGCAGUGCCCCAAAACGGCCUGCAGGCGGCGCUGUUCAGCUUCCAGGACGCAGUGAAGAAAGUGUUGAGGCAACAGCAAGUGAAACCUCACUGGAUGUUCGCGCUGGACAAUCUGCUGAGACAGGCUGUGCAGGAUGCCAUCACUGUGCUUCUUCCAGAACUGAAGCUCCAGUUGCAGUCAUCAUUCGAGACAGAGGACAGCACUCCAGAAGAGCAGCCCCCUGUCCCAAAUGGCAACCUGCUCAACGAAACGCCACACUCUGACCAGUCAGAAUCUGUGGACGAGGCAGUCUUGGCGACUUCAGAUUCACUCCUAGACAGCAACUGUCCCCUAAGCGACGAACUGAGAGACCUCCGAAUAGAGACCAGAAGACUGCUAAGGCUGUUGAGUGACAAGGAGAGAGAAUACCAGGACCUCCUGCGGACCUCAGUCCAGCAGAAACAACACCACAUUGAUGCUCUGCGGAGAGACUCUUCAGGUGACUCCACUCCACAGACGAGAUGUGACCCGGACGUAAAGGACAUGGUGCGAUGGCUGGAGGCCGUCCCUGUGGAUCACAACACUGUUGACAAGUUGGUGGCUCACGAGUUCACCUUGGACUGUCUCCUCCGCAUGGCCUGCAGGGAUGACCUCAUGUACUCUGGAAUAAGAGGCGGUAUGCUGUGUCGCAUCUGGGCGGCCAUUACAGCUCAUAGGAAGUCUCAGCACAACAUACACCACCAGGACAGUGAUGGCGCUCUACUUUAACGGGACACUUUCUGUAGUGAACAGGCUGGUCCUGUUGCUUUUCACACAUUUGAAUAUAAAAAAAACGGAGAUGCUGCAUGUUAUUUUAUUUUUUACUACAUCCUUAAUACAAAACUUGUAUUGAAAAUUGAUAAUUUUUACAUCAAAUGAAUAUUUUGUCUAAGAGAGUAAGUUAUACAUUCAUAUUUGUUGAAUACACUUCAAAAGUGGUCAGCAGGAACACUUCUAUGCUUAUUUGCUUUGACAGUGCUGUAGUAGAACACACGUGUAUGUGUUCAA